CCCCUCUCCUCCCUCUCCAGAUGUGAAUGAGUGUGACCUGAACUCCAACAUCUGUAUGCACGGCGAGUGCGAGAACACCAAGGGAUCGUUCAUCUGCCACUGUCAGCCUGGCUACUCAGUCAAGAAGGGAACUUCUGGAUGUACAGACAUGGAUGAGUGUGAGAUCGGGGCUCACAACUGUGACGUCAACGCCAACUGUGUCAACACCCCCGGGGACUUCCGCUGUUCCUGCCGUGUCGGCUGGGUGGGCGACGGAAUCAACUGUAUAGAUAUGGAUGAGUGCACCAAUGGGACAAGCCACUGCAGUGCCAACGCCAAGUGUCUGAACACACCCGGCUCCUACCGCUGCGCCUGCGCUGAGGGCUUCACUGGAGACGGCUUCACCUGUUCAGACGAGGAUGAGUGUGCAGAGAACGUGAAUCUGUGUGAGAACGGCCAGUGUCUCAACACCCCUGGGGGUUACCGCUGUGAGUGUGAGAUGGGCUUCACCCCUGCCCCGGACAGCCGCACCUGCCAAGAUAUUGACGAGUGCACCUUCCAGAAUAUCUGUGUGUUUGGCACGUGUAAGAACAUCCCUGGCAUGUUCCGCUGUAUCUGUAACGACGGCUAUGAGCUGGACCGCUCCGGAGGCAACUGUACAGACGUGGACGAGUGCCUGGACCCCAUCAACUGUGUGAACGGGCUGUGUGUGAACAUCGACGGCUCCUACGAGUGUAACUGUCCUCCAGACUUUGAACUCAACCCUACUGGGGUGGGAUGUGUAGACACACGUGUGGGGAACUGUUUCCUGGAGCAUGGACCCAGGGYGGACAGGCGGUCCUGCAGUGUGGAGGUGGGGGUGGGAGUCAGUCGCUCCUCCUGCUGCUGCUCCCUGGGGCGUGCCUGGGGAAACCCCUGUGAACUCUGCUCUGCUUCCAACACCUCGGACUAUAAUACACUCUGCCCAGGAGGAGAGGGUUUCAGGCCCAACCCAGUCACCAUCAUACUAGAAGACAUUGACGAGUGUGUGGUGAAUCCUGUAAUCUGUGGUCCUGGCAUCUGCUACAACACACUGGGGAACUACACUUGUGUGUGUCCACAGGAUUACAUGCAGAUCAACGGAGGCAACAACUGCAUGGACAUGAGAAAGAGCCUGUGCUACAGGAACUUCAACGGCACAACGUGUGAGAACGAGCUGGCCUUCAACCUCACCCACAAGAUCUGCUGCUGUGCCUACAACGUGGGCAAGGCCUGGAACAAGCCCUGCGAAGCCUGCCCAACCCCCGGCACCGGUGACUAUAAGACACUUUGUGGAAACAUCAUCCCUGGCUUCAAACUGGAUAUUGAAACUGGGAAAGCAGUGGAUAUUAAUGAGUGCAGAGAAAUUCCAGGUAUCUGUGCUAGCGGGGUCUGUAUCAACCAGAUAGGGAGCUUCCGCUGCGAGUGUCCCACCGGCUUCAGCUACAACGACCUGCUGAUCAUCUGUGAAGACAUCGAUGAAUGUAGCAGUGGGGAGAACCUGUGCCAGAGGAACGCUGACUGUAUCAACAGCCCUGGGAGCUACCGCUGUGAAUGCUCCGAGGGCUUCAAUCUCUCCCCCAUAGGAGCCUGCAUCG
This is a messenger RNA of Salvelinus sp. IW2-2015, 1595 nucleotides long. RefSeq names its product fibrillin-2-like. NCBI's taxonomy places the organism in Eukaryota, Metazoa, Chordata, Actinopteri, Salmoniformes, Salmonidae. The record is from RefSeq and is a predicted model, not a curated record. Gene Ontology annotation, molecular function: calcium ion binding.